Messenger RNA from Prionailurus viverrinus (fishing cat), 2457 nucleotides. It is a transcript of the gene PCDHB1, whose product is annotated as protocadherin beta 1. The transcript has a single exon. Gene Ontology annotation, molecular function: calcium ion binding. Gene Ontology annotation, biological process: homophilic cell-cell adhesion. The coding region runs from base 1 to 2457 and encodes 818 amino acids. The record is from RefSeq and is a predicted model, not a curated record. NCBI's taxonomy places the organism in Eukaryota, Metazoa, Chordata, Mammalia, Carnivora, Felidae. Gene Ontology annotation, cellular component: plasma membrane.
AUGGCGGUUGCGCACAGAAAGCUCAUGCAGAACAGGCAAGUAGGGUCUCUUCUCUUUUUUGUGUGCAUAUCUGUGGGAAGUGCAGCAACCAUCCGCUACUCCGUGGCAGAAGAGAUGGAGAGCGGUUCGUUUGUGGCUAAUGUGGCUAAGGACCUGGGGCUGGAGGUAGGGAAGCUGGCUGCGCGCGGGGCGCGGCUGGUUUCCGAGGGCAACAAAGUGCACUUCCGGCUCCACCGCAAGACAGGGGAUCUGUUCGUGAAGGAGAAACUGGAUAGGGAGUCACUCUGUGGCAAAGCUGACCCGUGUGUUCUGCAUUUUGAAAUAGUCUUGGUGGAGCCACUGCAGUCCUUUCGUGUCGAGGUCAGGGUAUUUGAUAUCAAUGACAAUGCCCCGAUUUUCCUAAACAAGGAGCCGCUUUUAAAGAUUCCGGAGAGUACCCCCUUGGGUUCACGUUUUCCUCUGCAGAGUGCCCAGGAUCUGGACGUGGGCCUCAAUGGUCUCCAAAACUACACCUUAAGCCCCAACAAGUAUUUCCACCUGCAUACCCGCUUUCGCAGCCAUGGGCCCAAAUACGCUGAGCUGGUGCUGGAUAAGCCCCUGGACAGAGAGGAGCAGCCUGAAGUCAACUUGACAAUUACAGCGGUGGAUGGUGGGUCCCCUCCCAAAUCUGGCAUCGCUCACAUCCGUGUGGUCGUUCUGGACGUCAAUGACCACGUGCCUCAGUUCUCCAGAUUGGUGUACCGCGCUCAGGUACUAGAAAAUAGUGCCAAUGGUUCUUUGGUGGUUACUGUGAGUGCCACAGACCUGGAUGAGGGCUCCAACAAGGAUAUAACUUAUUCCUUAGCUCAAAACCCAGAAGCAAUUCUCCAGACGUUUCAGAUUGACUCACAGACUGGGGAUGUUCGACUAAGAGGGCCCCUAGAUUUUGAAGCAAUUGAAACAUAUGAUAUUGACAUUCAAGCCACCGAUGGAGGGGGCCUCUCUGCCCACAGCAAAGUCCUGGUGGAAGUGGUGGAUGUUAAUGACAAUCCUCCUGAAGUGACAGUCUCCUCUGUGUCCAGCCCUCUCCCUGAGGACUCCCCAUUAGAGACUGUAGUGGCCCUUUUCUCUAUCCGAGACCGGGACAUUCGAGUGGGAGGAAAAAUCAUCUGCUUCCUCAGAGAAGACCUUCCCUUUGCAGUCAAACCUACUUUCCGGAAUUCUUACUCUCUGGUUACUGACAGAGUCUUGGAUCGGGAAGAGGUCUCAGGCUACAAUAUCACCGUUGUUGCCAUGGAUACUGGGCCACCCAGUCUGUUCACAGAAACUGUGAUUGAGGUGCUAAUAUCUGACAUUAAUGACAAUCCCCCAAUAUUUCAGGAAGACUCAUACAUUUUGACUGUUCGAGAAAACAACAGCCCUGCAAUUUUUAUUGGCAAAGUUCAUGCUGAGGAUCUAGAUUUGGGUGAGAAUGCCCAAGUAACAUAUACUCUGCUUCCUCCAGAAAGUGGAGAUUUAUCAGUCUUUGCUUACAUCUCCAUAAAUUCAGACAAUGGGAAGCUCUAUGCACUGAGAACCAUGGACUAUGAGGCCAUUCAAAAAUUUCAGUUUGUGGUAAAGGCAACUGAUGGGGGCUUCCUGUCACUGAGUAGCCAGGUUACUGUCAGAGUGGUUGUUCUGGAUGACAAUGACAACCGCCCAAUGAUCUUGUACCCACUGCAGAAUGGCACCUUGCCCUGCAAUGACCUAGUGCCCAGGUCUGCAGAGGCAGGCUACCUGGUGACCAAGGUAGUGGCUGUGGACGGUGACUCAGGUCAGAAUUCUUGGCUUUCAUAUCAUCUCCUUAAGGCCACUGACACUGGGUUAUUCUCUGUUCAACAACAAAAUGGGGAAAUCCGUACACUUCGGCAGAUAGCUGAAAGAGACCCCGUGGUUCAGAAACUUACAAUUCUUGUUCAGGAUCAUGGCCAACCAGCUCUUUCCACUACUGCCUCACUCAACAUUUUGCUGGUAGAUGGGUUUUCUGAGCCCUAUCUACAGUUUCGGGAUCCAUCCAAGCAUCCUACAAGGGUAAAUCCAUCCACUAAAUAUUUGGUCAUUUCUCUGGCUGUGCUUUCCUUUCUCUUUCUCCUUUCUGUCACAGUGAUCUUUGUUAUACACAUCUACCAGAAGGUUAAAUAUAGAGAAAAGUUCACAGUUCAAGAGCAUUUCUAUGAUGACUGUAAUUUCCCUAACAACUUGGUACAAGAAGGAGCCAAUGGAUCUUUAUCUCAGCCAUGUCCCUAUGAAAUGUGCUCGGCCACUGGCACUGGCAAUAGUGAGUUUCGGUUCCUUAAGCGCUUUAUGCCCAACUUCCCCUUCCCACAUGGCACUGGAGAAGCAAAAACAGAGGCUGGCUCCAGUUUACCCCCAGAUUCUGGUAGGAAUAGGUCUCGGGGGUCAGAGGGCCAUGGCCAAGUACCUGAUGACUAUAUGUAG